Cheilinus undulatus (humphead wrasse) is the source of this 5530-nucleotide messenger RNA. It is a transcript of the gene srebf1, whose product is annotated as sterol regulatory element binding transcription factor 1. Gene Ontology annotation, molecular function: protein dimerization activity; RNA polymerase II cis-regulatory region sequence-specific DNA binding; DNA-binding transcription factor activity, RNA polymerase II-specific. Gene Ontology annotation, biological process: regulation of transcription by RNA polymerase II. Gene Ontology annotation, cellular component: nucleus. Bases 559 to 4107 code for a protein of 1182 amino acids. The transcript is spliced from 19 exons. Lineage: Eukaryota; Metazoa; Chordata; Actinopteri; Labriformes; Labridae. The record is from RefSeq and is a predicted model, not a curated record.
GAUAUAUAGUGUGUGAAACAGGUUAGAUAUUUUUAUUAUUGUACGUGAUAUUUUCUAGCUACAUUUCAGUUGGACUCCUUUCAGUUUCUUGAUGGAAAGAUUCCGUUUUUUUUUUAUUAACUGAAGAUAAUAAUACAUUUAGACCCACUGUGUUUAAUAAUGUCGUAUGCUCCACAACCCGUCGCCUCUUCUGUCAAAUUAUCAAAACAACCUAAAUGAACAGUGCUACGUGAGAAUCUACUGCGAACGCACUGAUUGGCGCCGCUGUCAAUCACCUCCUAGGCUGGGCGGGUUCGCGUCAGCAUGUGUGGUUACUGAGCGAGGUCCACUGUUUGGCUUGGCUUGACAAGUUUCCCUUGAUGAUCAUGGGGGUAGGAGUGAGUUGUUAAUUGACACAUCAAUACAAAGUUGCAGAUCUCUUUCCGCGUGUUUCAACGACUCUUGGGAGCCAACGUGUUGGCAAAUGUAGUACCGCAAGAAGUUGGAGAUUUUGCCCAUGAAAAGCAAGUGAACAGCCGGUUAAAGUCUCAUAUUGGGAAGCCAGACACAACAGUAAGGAUGAACAGCUUGUCUUUUGACGAUCCUUCGCUGGAUACUCUGGAUCCAACGUUGUCGCUGAAUGAUCCCAGCGAUAUCGACACGGUCCUCUUAAGCGACAUUGAUGACAUGCUACAGCUCAUCAACAACCAGGAGAUGGAGUUUGGAGGGCUGUUUGAUAACCCUCCGUACACAGCACCUCCUCCCAGCCGAGAGCUUCCUGGUUUGACCCAGUCCAUCGCCCCAGUCACCCCUCUGAGCACCACCACCGCCACACCUCCAUCAUCCUCCUCCUCUAUCCUCAGCAGCAGCCCCCACUUGGAUGCACUUCUCGGCCCUCCCAUCACCCGGAGUUCAUCCACCCCAGACAAGGCCUUCCAGCCUCCCACAUUCCAGCAGUCUCCCCUGGCUCAGGUGCCCAACAGCACCCAGAGGCCGCAGCCAUCCUCCCCACAGCAGCCUCUGGCCAUGCGGCAGGCCAAAGUGGAGCAGCCCCAGCCCAUUCUCAGCCCAUCUGCCUCGUCUCAGUCGGCUUCACCUCAUGGCUCACCAGGAUCAAACCUUGCUUUCGGAUCCACACCGCAGGCCCUCUUCACCUCACCGACGCCACAGACUCCACCACAGACACAACCACAGCUCCAGGCCCAGACUCAGCCCCAACCAGCCCGGACCAACUACAGCAACCAGAACAGCUUCACAGCUGGCAGUCCCAGCAGCGUGAGCCAACCAGCUGCCAGCUUGUCGUCCUCUCCUCCGAGCAUUCAGCCAGUGGCAAUCCAGACUCAGCUCCAGGGACUGACCACCGCCUCUCCUCUCCUGACCACGACAGCGAGCCCACCAGCUCAGACCAUCGCGCCCCACGUUCAGCAAGUACCUGUGCUGCUGCAGCCUCAGUUCAUCAAGGCUGAGUCUCUGCUGCUGACCACUCUGAAGCACGACCCCUGCAUGGUCACUACCAUGGCCUCUCCCACGUCGCUGGCCACCACCACCCCAGUACAGAGCACUUCACUGCAGGCCUUUAUGGGUGGUGGCACCAUCCUGACAACAGUACCUGUCAUGGUAGAUGCUGAGAAGCUGCCCAUAAACCGCAUAGCCAUCAGUGGCAAACCGGCAGGCCAGCCUCACAAGGGAGAGAAACGCACGGCCCACAACGCCAUCGAGAAACGCUACCGUUCCUCUAUUAAUGACAAAAUCAUCGAGCUCAAAGAUCUGGUGGCUGGAACUGAGGCCAAGCUCAACAAGUCUGCAGUCCUAAGGAAGGCCAUUGACUACAUCCGCUACCUGCAGCAGUCCAACCAGAAACUGAAGCAGGAGAACAUGGCUCUGAAAAUGGCAGCACAGAAAAACAAGUCGCUCAAGGACCUGGUUGCCAUGGAGGUGGACGAAAAGGCUGAUGUGAAAACCGAGCUGCCCACCCCGCCGGCCUCUGACGUCGGCUCUCCCACCUCUUUCUCACACUGCGGCAGUGACUCAGAGCCUGACAGUCCAGUUGGGGAGGACACCAAGCCGAAUGUGGGCGUCCUAGACAGAGCGGCAGCAGGAGGUGGUGCUGGUGGGAUGCUGGACCGAUCCCGCAUGGCGUUGUGCGCCUUCACCUUCCUCUUCCUCUCCCUCAACCCUCUCUCUGCUCUGCUCUGCUCCUCUGGCAGCAGCUCAGCAGAAGGGGCUGCAGCUACGGCCACUCACCACGCAGGAAGGAACAUCCUGGGUUUAAAGUCCGACUCGUGGGGCUGGAUGGACUGGAUGCUGCCGACGAUCCUGGUGUGGCUGCUGAACGGUAUUCUUGUCUCAGGAGUUCUGAUCCGACUGUUAGUGUAUGGAGAGCCCGUAACCAGACCUCACUCAGGAUCCUCUGUUUUGUUCUGGAGGCACCGCAAGCAGGCUGACCUGGACCUAGCAAGAGGAGAUUUUGCCCAGGCCAGUCAGAACCUGUGGACUUGUCUCAAGGCUCUCGGUCGACCCUUACCCAUCUCCCAGCUGGACCUGGCUUGCUCUGCUCUCUGGUCUCUGCUAAGAUUCUGCCUCCAGCGUCUGUGGGUGGGCCGCUGGCUGGCUGCUAGAGCUGGAGGGCUGAGAUCAGACCGCCCCCUGCAGGAAGAUGCCUGCAAGAGCAGCCGUGACGCCGCCCUUGUUUACCAUCGCCUACACCAGCUUCACAUGACAGGUAAGCUGAAUGGUAGCCACCUGUCAGCGGUGCACAUGGCUCUGAGUGCGGUUAACCUGGCAGAAUGUGCCGGCUCCUGCCUGCCUGUGGCCUCUCUGGCCGAGGUCUACGUCUCUGCAGCUCUACGGGUCAAAGCCAGCCUGCCGAGGAUCCUGCAUUUCACCUCUCGUGUGUUCCUGAGCAGUGCCCGCCAGGCGUGCCUGUCGUCCAGCGGCAGCGUGCCUCCAGCGAUGCAGUGGCUCUGUCACCCACUGGGUCACCGCUUCUUUGUGGAUGGGGACUGGGCUAUUCGCAGCACUCCUAAAGAAAGCAUCUACAGCCAGGCUGGAAACACUGUGGAUCCUCUGGCCCAGGUCACUCAGGCCUUCAGAGAACACCUCCUGGAGAAAGCUUUGUACUGUGUGGCUCAGCCCUGUGGAGAGAAAAGGCCCAACCAGGGUGAAGGGGAGUAUGCUGAUGCUCUGGAGUACCUCCAGCUGUUGAUCAGUGCGUCAGAUGCUGCAGGUGCCACCUCUCAGUCCUUCGCUAUCGGCUCCAACAUGGCCACCGUGACAGGUUGCGACCCUCAUUCCAAGUGGUGGUCCUCUGUUGCCGUCGUGAUCAUCAACUGGCUCCAAGGAGAUGACGCUGCUGCAGAGAGACUGUAUCCCACCGUUGAGCACCUGCCCCGCAGUCUGCAGAACGCAGAGAGUCUCCUGCCCAAGGCGUGUCUGAACACAUUCAGGGCGGUGCGAGCUCUGCUGUCCAAGCCAGAAAACUGCCAGCAGAGUCUAAGCUACAGCGACAAGGCCAGCACCCUGCUCCGAGACAGCCUCAACCUGGGACCGCACUGCCACAGCUCCAGUUUAGACAAGGUUGUCCAGUUGCUCUUGUGCGAUCUCCUAUUGGUCAUGAGGACGAACGUGUGGCGUCUGCAGCAGCAACAGGGGGCUGGUCCUGUUGGGUCAGGGCCUGUGGGUACCAGCAGCCCUGCAGGGGUCCAUCAGGCAUCCCCACCAGAGCUCCAAGGCUUUCAGCAAGAUCUCAGUUCACUACGCAAACUGGCACACAGCUUCAGACCUGCAAUGAGAAGAUUGUUCCUCCAUGAAGCUACAGCCAGACUGAUGGCAGGGGCCAGCCCCACCCGCACGCAUCAGCUCCUAGAUCGCUCGCUGCGACGCAGAGCGACGCCCGGAGCCAAGACAGAGGAGUUUGAGACGCGGCCCGGCCAGCGGGAGCAGGCGGAGGCCGUGAUGCUGGCAUGCCGCUACCUUCCUCCCUCGUUUCUGUCAGCGCCGGGCCAAAGGGUGGGCAUGCUGGCGGACGCGGCCCGUACGCUGGAGAAGCUGGGAGACAAGAGGACCCUCCACGACUGCCAGCAAAUGAUUAUCAAGCUGGGCAGCGGCACCACCGUCACCAACAGCUAGAGCGACGGGAGGCAGGGAAAGGAGCGUGGACACUGAGUAUGGAAGCAUCUUUGACAGUAGAGAGAACUCCUGCAGCCACAGUACCACAGUCUUUGGUAUUUUGGUGAACAGAUUCAUUAAAUGUCACAUUUUCAUAUCAAACUUUCAGGACUUUUCUUGGAUUGUCCCCUCCUUACCACCUACAUCCCCCCAACCCCACAUCAGAAGGCACUUGUAGAGUUUACGCUCUUUGCUGUGGAUUUUAACCAGAGUUUAAGAAGUCCUCUUACUGAGUUGAACCCACACUUAAAAAUGCAGUGCAGUGCCGCAGUUUGACCACAGGGAGGAGCCAUCACCGCUCAGUGUGAAUGAUAUGUGAGUGAGGCAUGACAAAGAAAUAUUCGCCCUGCAUUUAUACAACAAACUCCCACCUUAAUCUUCUGACACAGAUGCGCCUUUUUCCAGCCAAGUGGGAGCGUUGGGGCGCUCUGAUUGGCUGCAGAGUGGGACGUCUCUGUCUGUGGGAGGAAAACGACCAAAUUCAAACUGGUCCGACCUCAAGCUUGUUCAGUGGGAAGCCGCUCCACAGGUUCUAAUUGUGUAGAAAGGCAAUUUGAAUCAUGUUUCACUGAUGAUCUGAGGCGUGGUGACUCGCUGCACGAGCUCUGUGACUUUUCUGCACUAGCCCUGUGUGGCUGAUUUCAAUGAGAUGAGAAAAAAAUGGCUUUAUGAGGUUAUUUUCAUAGAGGUCGUUUUCUUUUUUCUUGCCGUGUACAUAUUUUAAUAUGUAUUUAUAAUCUGUAUGAACUUUAAUUAAGCAGUAUUUUGCAUAAGAUGAGUGAAAAAUUCUUCUUUUGUUCCCUUGAAUUUGUUCUAUUUGGUAGCUUUCAACCAGGCCUAAACAAUGAAGUUACUGUACUGUAUUAAAAUGGCAACAAGUGUCAAACGGAGGCGGUGUCAUGAUAUUUGCAUCAUUCAGACUCAGUUGCAUUUGCACUGUUGCACAAAAGCAACCAUGAGGAAUUGGCGAUGUCCAAAUUGGGCAUAAAAAAGAAGCUAUUGCAGGAAUUUUCCACAAGUCUCGGAAGUCGUGCAGCCAUUUUUGAAAGUCAUAAUUGACUGAGAUUCUUUCCAAAGAGGGCCUGUUGUGAACUUUCAGUGUUUUCUUUGUAGCUCCAACAUAAGAGCAGUACUUGCUCUUCCAGUCAUCAUAGUUUCAUACCCUUACAGAACCACCAUUCAUGGAUUUUUAGAAAACUGUAAAAGACAUUUUCAGCAUGUGUUUGUGUCUAAGGACCAGUAUGUUUUUAUAGUGUGUCACUAAUGUGAAAGACUGCAAGUCAGCAGAGUGAGAUGACUGAGACCCACCCUCUGUUAUCUCUUCCUCAUUCUUCACUUUCAACCUUUGAUGAUGUAAAUAUUAAAACAUUUUUCUAAAGAAUUA